AUUGCUUGUUCUGUGAUUCGUGGGUGAAGGUAGCUGUUGGUUGUCCAAAGAAGAUUCGUUAGACAAUGCGUCGCGUGUUUACCUUUAGUGUGUCAAGUGAAUAAAUGAUGAUAUUUUUCCAUUAAAUAUUACAAUUGUAUAACCUUUUGGUUAAAUUUAUUCAUACGAAAUGGCGGUGCUACUUCCAGCCCUGGAACUUAUUGGUUCCAUCCUAUUAACGCCGUUUUUGAUGCUCUUACUUUCAAUAAUAUUUCUGGCAUCAAUCGGAAAGUCUUUGGGAGUUCGAAGAUUGUAUGUCAAUUUGCUGUUGAUGAUAUUCGAGUACGGCAGAAGAGACAUUGAAUCGGCGGAAAGGCACAAACGCAAGACUGACGAGGACGACGACGAAGACGAGGGUUACAGCGAAGAAGUGGUCCCCAAGGAUAAGCCUCCAUCGGAGACCGAAUUGCAGCCUAAAAAUGUUAAUGUCAAACCGAACGGAUAUGCGAAUGGACACGUGCCGAACGGAGGGAACAACUUAAUUAGUAGAGACGACAGGCUGAUUUUGGUUCCGGAACCCGCCCAGGUAUCCAACGAUGAGACCGAAAAUGAGAAGUACAGCGACGAUGAAUAUAAAACAGGAAAGGAACAAAUCGUCAAUUUUGAACUGAGCACCAUAUUAGAUUAUAUAAAAAGCGGCGUGGAGUCGAUAAUAGAAGACCAAGUGACGUCAAGGUUCGAAGCGGAGGAGUUGAAAAACUGGAACUUGCUGAUCAGAACGAACCAAUCGUACGAAUUCAUAUCGUGGAAGCUGAGUUUUAUGUGGCUGUGUGGAUUUCUCGUCAGAUACUUCUUCUUAUUUCCGUUAAGGGUCAUCAUAUGUUUCUUUGGGAUAUUGUGGCUGCUGCUAACCACGCCCCUGGUCGGAUUGAUUCCCGAUGGCCCGCAGAAACGUUGGAUUAACCAGAAGGUGUUCGUCAUAGCGUUUCGUAUACUGACGCGCUCGAUGUCCACAGUAUUUAGAAUACACAACAAGCAGUGGAAACCCAAAGGUGGUUCUAUUUGCGUCGCCAAUCAUACCACGCCUAUAGACGUGGUUGUAUUGUCAAAUGACAAUUGUUAUUGUUUGGUGUGCUGGCUCACAAUAUGUACGGCCUUGGUGGGCUACAUUCCGAAUCGCGAAACCAAGCAGUUGGUGAACCGUGGAGUGUCGAUUAUGUGUUUUGGGAUUUUGUCGAGGGCUAUUUCGUCUGUGGUGACGUACCACAAUGAGGAAAACAAACCGAAAAACGGAAUAUGCGUCGCUAAUCAUACGUCGCCUAUCGAUGUACUGAUUUUGAUGUGCGAUAAUUGCUAUUCGCUGAUCGGGCAGAGGCACGGCGGAUUUUUGGGAUUACUGCAGAGGGCGUUGGCGAGGGCGUCGCCCCAUAUAUGGUUCGAAAGGUCGGAGGUGCGCGACAGACACGCCGUCGCUGAAAGGCUCAGGGAGCACGUGUCCAAUCCGAAUAAUCCUCCGAUUCUUAUUUUCCCGGAGGGAACCUGCAUUAAUAAUACGUCGGUGAUGCAAUUUAAAAAAGGCAGCUUCGAAGUGGGCAGCGUGAUAUACCCCGUCGCCAUAAAAUACGAUCCCAGAUUUGGAGACGCUUUUUGGAAUAGCAGCAAAUAUUCCAUGCUGCAGUACCUCUACAUGAUGAUGACGAGUUGGGCGAUCGUCUGUGACGUUUGGUAUUUACCACCGAUGCACCAGAAAGAGAACGAGUCCGCAAUAGAUUUCGCCAAUAGGGUAAAAAGUGUGAUAGCUAAACAGGGUGGAUUGGUAGAUUUAGUAUGGGAUGGUCAGUUGAAGAGGCAAAAGGCAAAAAAAGAAUGGAGAGAGCGACAGCAAGAAGAGUUCAGUAAAAGGUUAAAAGUCGAGUAAUAGUUUAGGUUAUAUCGUCAUUGUUAUCGGGUAGUAAUUUUACAUUACAUUUUGCGUAAUAAGUUCAUUGUGUUCUGAUCUAGUCUUUCAUUUCGUGAUACUGAUGUAAUCCCAUUUGUAGUUUGGCAAUUUUAAAGAACCAGUCAUGUUGUUUUUAGAUUUAUCACAGAGUAUUUCAGUUUCAUAUGUUAGAAUUUUUAUAGGUAGCUUUCCUUUAUGAAAAAUAAGUUGCAGUUUUAGACAAUAAUAUUUUUUAAGGAAUUUAUGAGAAUUAUUGCGUAUGUGUUCCAAAACAAAUUUUGCAAAAUGCUUUUUAUUGUCAAGUCUUGUCGGGAUCACCCAAAUCAGACCAAAGCGCUUUAGAUACUAAUAAAUUGCAACACAUCCUAUUGGUUUCCCUGUGUGAUUUUUCGAUUUAAUCGUCGAUAUAGAAAUAAAACCGACUGAGUUUUAAGAGCAUUUAUUUUGUAAGUUUUUUUUUUAUAAAACACAGUUUGUAAGUGUGGCCUUUUCUAUAUUGUCGAAGUUGAAAAGUUAUUUAUCAUAGUCGUGUAAAUAUUAUAGUUUUGUAUUUCUUUCAAUUGCUACAAAUACAUAUUUAGUAAGA
This is a messenger RNA of Cylas formicarius (sweet potato weevil), 2504 nucleotides long. It is a transcript of the gene Gpat4, whose product is annotated as glycerol-3-phosphate acyltransferase 3-like. The coding region runs from base 170 to 1897 and encodes 575 amino acids. Gene Ontology annotation, molecular function: glycerol-3-phosphate O-acyltransferase activity. Gene Ontology annotation, biological process: triglyceride biosynthetic process. Gene Ontology annotation, cellular component: endoplasmic reticulum. The transcript is spliced from 8 exons. Lineage: Eukaryota; Metazoa; Arthropoda; Insecta; Coleoptera; Brentidae. The record is from RefSeq and is a predicted model, not a curated record.